Bufo bufo (common toad) is the source of this 4242-nucleotide messenger RNA. It is a transcript of the gene CYLD, whose product is annotated as CYLD lysine 63 deubiquitinase. Lineage: Eukaryota; Metazoa; Chordata; Amphibia; Anura; Bufonidae. Gene Ontology annotation, molecular function: cysteine-type deubiquitinase activity; K63-linked deubiquitinase activity. Gene Ontology annotation, cellular component: cytosol. The record is from RefSeq and is a predicted model, not a curated record. Gene Ontology annotation, biological process: protein K63-linked deubiquitination; necroptotic process; regulation of mitotic cell cycle. The coding region runs from base 581 to 3505 and encodes 974 amino acids. The transcript has 18 exons.
UAAUCAUAUGAUCAUGACGUCAUCGAAGGUCCUUCAGCUUCCUAGGGUCUGGCAUCUGCGAUCGACCCUCAGCGAUCAGCCGCGGCCACCUGCAGUGUAAUCGCCCGAUCCCGGGGACCCCUCCGCCCGCCAUCCCUUCCCGAGGAGCCCGAGCCUCCGCCCUGGUGACGGCUGUGGAGCGGCGGUGUCAUCGGCCGGACAUCGGGAUGUGAUGCAGGAGGAAGCCGCAGCCUGCCCCGGCCGUCUCUGACGAGGGUGAGUCCUGGAUCUGGUGCGGUACCGCUCCCUGGUCACGUGACGGUGCUGUCACCUGUAGGACACAUGAUGGGCGACCUUCUGACCCUAGAGACGCAGGUACCGGGGCUGGGGCGAUGGAAAAAGCGUCACUAAUGUGAACAGUGUCUAUAACCUUUCCAAACUGACUGGCAGCUGCUGACCCAUCACGUGUACUUACCGUGACAGACUGACCGCUCGUUCAUCUUCUUGGAUCAUGGAUUUGGCAACCUCACUGUAUCGGAUAUAGAAGAUCUUCUAAGCCAAGGAACUUCUUAACUCCUUCCUUAAAUCCUGCCUCGUCACCAUGAGUUCCAGUCUGUGGAGCCAAGAGAAAAGCAGCUCCUCCUAUUGGGAAGAACGGAUUUUCUACCUCCUGGUCCAGGAGUGCAGUUUGCUUGACAAACAGACCCAAAAACAGAUCAAGGUUCCCCGGGGGAGCAUUGGACAGUAUGUCCAGGAGCGGUCUGCGCACAGCAGGAGCAUCCCGUCCAAGAGCAAAAAAGUCCAGAUUGCCCUGAAGAUCUUGGAUCAGACCCACACCCUGGUCUUCGUGGACGACAAGGAUGUCAUUGAGAUUGCGGAGAAGCUGGCAGAGUUGCUUCUGGCCAUUACAAACUGCGAGGAGCGCUAUAGUUUAUUCAAGAACAAAGGCCGCCUUUCUAGAGCCUUGCAGAUUGACACUGGAUCUGCCGUGAGGGUUUUCCUGAGGCCGGGAGAUGGGCACUACCCUGGCGUCGUGCGGUAUAGGGGACCGUUGUUGCCAGAAAGGUCUCUCACUGGAAUUUUCUUUGGGGUGGAGUUAUUGGAAGACGGCCGUGGACAGGGAUUUACAGAAGGCUGCUACCAGGGAAAGCAGCUGUUCCGUUGUGACGAUGAAUGUGGGGUGUUCGUGGCUCUUGACAAACUAGAACUGUGUGACGAAGAUGAGGAUGAACUAGAAAGUGACUACGCGUCUCCGGUAGACCCCAACCCAACUGAAAUCCCUCCUCUGGAGAUCAACUCACGAGUGUCCCUGAAGAUUGGAGAGAGUAUGGAAUUUGGGACAGUCAUUUUCUGCGAUGUUCUGCCCGGGAAAGAAAGCCUUGGGUACUUUGUUGGAGUAGAUAUGGACAAUCCUAUUGGAAACUGGGAUGGCCGCUACAAUGGGAUCCAGCUGUGUAGCUUUGCUAGUGUGGAAAGCACUCUCCUCCUGCACAUCAAUGAUAUCAUCCCAGAAACAGUAAGCCAGGAGAGGCGCUCUCUAAAACUCUCCUUUGCAUCAAGGUGUGGAAGUGAGAAGAGCCUAUCCAGUCACAGCAAACCAAAGGCCUCAGCAGGAUCUACCUCUGAAUCCGGGAGCAGGAACCGGUCAGAAUUUUUUUACACUUUAAAUGGCAGCUCUGUGGAUUCCCAGCACCAGUCGAAAAGUAAGAACAGCUGGUACAUGGAUGAAGCCCGUGAGAGAUCGUCACGAGGAGGAACUUCUGGUAUCCAAGAGAGCAACCGCUGUGAAGUUGUUGAAGACUCAGCAAAAUCUCUAACCGAGACCUCUCCAUCUUCAUUUGGGCACUGUUCUCCCCCUCUGCAGCCCACGGCGAGCAGCUGCUCCCCUGGAGAGAAUAGAUUCCAUUCCCUCCCAUUUAGCCUUUCCAAGAUGUCCAGUACUAAUGGCACGAUGGGACACACUCCCCUCUCGCUGUCUGUGCAGUCAGUCAUUGGAGAAUUAAACUACGCAUCCCUGCAGGACAGCCCGCCCGGGCCACCACAUCUGUCGAAUAUGCACGGCCUGGAGGUGGGCUCACUGGCAGAAGUUAAAGAGAACCCACCGUUCUAUGGCGUGAUCCGCUGGAUUGGUCAGCCUCCAGGAGUCGGGGAAAUGUUAGCCGGACUAGAGCUGGAAGAUGAGUGUGCGGGAUGCACAGAUGGCACUUUCAAGGGGACAAGAUUUUUCACUUGUGCCCCCAAAAAAGCACUUUUCGUGAAGCUGAAGAGCUGCCGGCCAGACUCCAGGUUCGCGUCACUACAGCCAGUGUCCAACCAAAUAGAACGCUGUAAUUCUCUAGCCUUUGGAGGUUAUUUGAGUGAAGUUGUGGAAGGGAACACUCCACCUAAAACGGAGAAAGAAGGCUUGGAAGUCAUGAUUGGGAAGAAGAAAGGUAUCCAGGGGCACUACAACUCCUGCUAUCUUGAUUCUACGUUAUUUUGCUUGUUUUCAUUCAGUUCUGUGCUGGACUCUGUACUGCUGAGGCCAAAAGAAAAAACGGAUGUCGAAUAUUACAGCGAAACACAGGCGCUUCUUAGGACGGAGAUCGUAAACCCAUUGAGAAUAUUCGGAUAUGUAUGUGCAACGAAAAUAAUGAAAUUAAGGAAAAUAUUGGAGAAAGUAGAAGCCGCGUCCGGUUUUACGUCAGAAGAAAAAGAUCCAGAAGAAUUCCUGAAUAUAUUGUUCCAUCACAUACUAAGAGUCGAUCCUCUGUUAAAAAUAAGGUCGGCGGGACAGAAAGUGCAAGAUUGCUACUUCUAUCAGAUUUUCAUGGAGAAGAAUGAGAAUGUUGGGGUCCCCACGAUACAGCAGCUGCUAGAGUGGUCCUUUAUUAACAGCAGCCUGAAGUUUGCAGAGGCUCCAUCGUGCCUGAUCGUUCAGAUGCCUCGAUUUGGAAAGGACUUUAAGAUGUACAACAAAAUAUUCCCUUCCCUGGACCUGAAUAUUACAGAUUUAUUGGAAGACACCCCUCGGCAGUGCCGCAUCUGUGGAGGACUUGCCAUGUACGAAUGCAGAGAAUGCUACGACGACAGUGAUAUUUCUGCAGGGAAAAUAAAGCAGUUCUGUAAAACCUGCAAUACCCAGGUUCACCUGCACCCAAAAAGACAGCAUCACAAGUUCAACCCUGUGUCCUUGCCCAAAGAGCUGCCGGACUGGGACUGGAGACACGGCUGCAUACCGUACCAGAAAAUGGACUUGUUUGCGGUUUUAUGCAUUGAGACCAGUCAUUAUGUGGCUUUUGUGAAGUACGGCCGGGAUGACUCAGCGUGGGUAUUUUUUGACAGCAUGGCAGAUCGUGAUGGUGGGCAGAAUGGAUUUAACAUUCCACAAGUCACUCCUUGCCCAGAAGUUGGGGAAUAUCUAAAAAUGUCCUUGGAAGAACUUCAUGCCUUAGAUUCUCGAAACAUUCAGGGUUGUGCCCGGCGGCUCCUGUGCGAUGCGUACAUGUGCAUGUACCAGAGCCCCACCAUGAGCUUGUACAAAUGAAUUACUGUGUCUUACGACAUGGAGAGCACUAUGAAGGCAGCCUUUGACCUGUAGCAGUCGGUGGAACAGCCAUGUUGGAGAUCCACAAGGAUUCUUAUAAAUUGCAAAGCAGCUGGUGAAGAGUUUUUCAUACACUACAAUCUGUUAACCUAUUUGCUGUCAGCAACCGUUUAAAAGGGGUUUUUCAGGAUUUUGUUAUUGAUGGCCUAUGCUCAGGAUAGGCAGUCAGUAUCAUAUUGGCGUGGGUCUGACACCCGUCAUCCCUGUAUUUGUACCUUCGGCACUGGACUAUGCAGCAAUGUCUAUGUAGUGGUUGGAGCUGGUAACUGCAGCACUGCUCCCGUUAUAGGAUAUGGGAACAGUGCUGCUGUUACCAGAUUUGUCCAUUACACAAGUUCUGGAGCUACUGCAGAACACCUGAUCGGUGGAGGUGCUGGAAGUAGGAAACCAGCUGAUCCGAUAUGGAUGACCUCUUCUGGGGAUAGGCUCAAAAUCCUGGAAUACCCUGUUAACUUCAUUUACAACUACUUUGCACUUCAAGUGUUCUUUUUGUUUUUUAAGUUCCACUGGAAUGUAUGUUACAGUGUAAGUUAAAACUGCUAAAGCUUUAAAGGGGUUGUCCCAACUCGGCCUUCCAUGACUGACAUGGGAAUUAACCAAAGUAAGUGCCCGCCAGGGGUGGACAGACUCCGAGACGGCUGAGCCGCUGGUGUGCUGUUGUCUCCGUAACUUCUGUA